Fusarium oxysporum Fo47 is the source of this 1172-nucleotide messenger RNA. RefSeq lists its product as uncharacterized. The record is from RefSeq and is a predicted model, not a curated record. NCBI's taxonomy places the organism in Eukaryota, Fungi, Ascomycota, Sordariomycetes, Hypocreales, Nectriaceae. The transcript is spliced from 5 exons. Bases 30 to 1172 code for a protein of 380 amino acids.
CAAAGGCCCAUGUCAAGGGCAAGAGCCAAAUGAACCCGAUCAACUACCUUCACUUAGACGCUCCUAACGUCGAUGUCAGGGGGUCAAAGAUUGCGUUGCACUUUUGGGUCGACGGGGGCGGCCGAGGAAGUCCCAAGGCGGUCGUCGUCAACUUUCAGGACGGCCGGUGGAGGAGAGUUGUGGAGGAGCCGAUAUUUCGCCUCAGAGAUUCUUAUCAGGACUGUGAAUCUCGGCGCCUCGGACGCGAUCCAAUCUACCUUCAGAUGUCUGUCUUCAACAGUGCUCUGAGAUGGUGGAACAACUCUCUGAGCAGCGUCGAUGAUCAGUUGAUCGCAUAUGAAGAAGCGUUACUUCGACAAGACCUGGCGGCCGGUGGCGACCUGCUGCAGCUCAAUGCCAAGACUAACAGAUCUCUGCACUGUAUUGCAGCCCAUCUUCAACGAUAUGAUUCCGAGCUGCAACUAUUCUCCAACAUCCUAGACCAGACAAGGUCAUACAAUCUGACCUGCCAUCGUCAUUUCGUUCAUCUCCUCUUUAGAAGGUCCGAGCAAGACCUCGACUGGGUCCUCACAGCUCUUGGCCGAGUUGAAUCGAUGCUAAUAGUAUUGCGAACCUUUCGCGAGGAACUACAACAAAAGGCUUCUAACGUCAUGAGCUUGCUCGUGGACAACAACAAGGGGAUCAGCGACCAGCUUGUUGUCCAGACCGGAAUAAUGAUGCACAAGAUCCUCGAGACUAGCCGUGACCAGGCGAAAGAGUCGCUGAAUAUCGCAGCGCAAACGAAGCAAUUGACUGAGCAGACGGCAAAGGUGCUACAUGAAACGCAGAAGGAAACCGAGGCUUCCCGACAGCUGGCGAUUCAGUCACAAAGACUUAGCGAGGAGAUGAUGAAAGACAGCGUCGCUAUGAAAACAGUGGCUCUUGUGACUGUUCUCUUUCUUCCGGGAACAUCAUUUGCUGCCAUCUUAGCCAUGCCUUUUUUCACAGGGGACUCAUCACCAUUCGACAAGCCCGAUCUCAUAUGGGUCUGGGUCGCGCUAACCGUACCUGCGACUAUCGUCUGCUUUGGCUUCUACUUGGCUUGGAAACAACGAGAGACACGGAGACGAGAACAGCGUGUUUCCUCGGACGAUGUAGAGUUAUCUAUGAUCACGCAGACAAGUCAGAGCUAA